AUGCAGCUCCCUGCGCUGGUGUGGCAGCUUCGUCUCACUUCUUUUCUGCUCCUUUUUCUCUCGCGUGCGGCGAAGUCUCUCUGCCUCGUCUCGGGUGCCGGUCGCUGCCCUCUCUCAGCUUCCGCGUCUGUCUCUCCCUCGCCUCGGCGUCCGCGUCCCCGCGCGGUUUCGGUACUGUCAUGCGCCUCCAGUCUAGCUUUUCGGUCCUCGCUGCCGUCCCUCUCCGUUUCGCCUUCUGCCGGCUGGCGGUCUGCUUUCUGUGUGCCUCUCUCACGCAAACCUGGCGGUGCACAGAGAAAGGGCCUUUUCGACUCCUGCUCCUCCCGAGUCCGCUUGUCGCGGCCCUCGCCUCGGCCUUCCUUCGCCCUCGCUUCGCGCGGGGUUAGGCCUCCAUCUCAAGCCUCGCGUCGCCUCCUCGGCUCGUCGCUCUUCGCGUCGCUCGGCGCGGGCGCCGAGACCUCGCCGUCUCUCUCCGCUGGCUGCCCGCCUCUCCGUGCGCCACCUCCCCCCGCGGCGUCGCCUGUUGCGCGCCUCGGCAGCGACCUCGCGGACGGCACUGUCGCCAUCCCGCGGCCGCUUGAGGCCGCCGCCCUGGAGGCCUGCUCCUCUGUCCUCCUCGCGACAGACUUGGGCACGCAGAAAAUGGGCAUGGCGCUCUUCUCCCUCACCAGCGCGGCGGGGGACAGAUCGCUUGUCAGCUCGCGCCGCGUCGCUCCAUCGCGCCGCGCCGCGGACGCGGCUGCGUCUUCCUUCUCCGCCGCCUCCUCUCCCUCGUACGCCGCUCGCCCGCCUCAUUCCGGGCGCCACUGCCCUCCGCUACGAGAGAGGGAGGCAGCGGAGGCCUCGGCAGGCAGCGGGGGCCUCCGCGAGCGAGCAGGCGAGGCUCCUGAACUGGCGGCGACUGGCUCGGAGACAGCGGAGCUCCGCAGGCAUCCGCACUCGGCGUUCGUAGAGGCUGAGCGCGAAGCUGCGCGCCGCGAGAGGGAGGUGCGCCGGCGAAGCGCCGAAAGAGACAGACGCAAACUGAGAGACCUCUCGGGUGUGGCUAGAUACCUCACGCUAAGUCGCCUCGCGGACGGGGAGGACGCAGUCCGCGAGAAGAAAGGCAUGGAAGAAGCGACAAGCGACUACGCUUUGCCCCCCGAGAGAGGCCUCGAAGACGCACUCGACUCGCCCUGCCGCCAACUCCUCCCUCUCUCUCCUCAGGCUCUCAACUCGUUUUCAUUCUUUUCUUCUCCGUCUUCUGAUUCGUCUUUCUCGCCGUCUUCGUCUUCUCCUUCGUCGCCUCUCUCCGCGGCCCCACCGUCGCCCUCCUUCGCGUCGCUUGCUUCCCAACCGGCGGUAUCGCUGCUGCGGCGCUUCACGCACGGCGGAGACAUCGAGGCGGCGGUCGCGCGCGUCUGCGGCGCCGUGGCCGCGUACGGGGUCCGCGCGCUUCUCGUCGGAUACCCCAAGAAUCCCUUCCUGCAUCCGAGCCACGCCGCGCUGACGUUCCGCUCGCUGCUGUGCCGCGACUUCGCUGUGCUUCUCGCGCGCGCUGUGCUGCGGCAGGCGCCGCACCUGGCGCCCUCAUCCCCCCUCGCCGCGACGCGCUCCACUGCUGCGAGCCCUGUCGUCUUCCUCCACGACGAGGCGCGGACGACUCUAGAGGCGAAGAAGAUCGGAAAGGGCGACCAGAGGCCCAAAACGGCGGAGUUCCUCGACAGCCGCAGCGCGGCAGUGCUCGGGCGCGUCUUCUUGAGCGCGCGCGGCGCGGGCAGCGUCCUCGUCCUGCCGGAUGCCCGCACGUUUUUUCCGCUGUCCUUUGUCUCCGCGCGACGGCCGCUCUCGCAGUUCAAAGAGUUUUAUCGCGUGCAUCCAGCUGUCGUCGAACUCGCGAAAACCGUCCCCUGGGGCCUUUUACUGUGA
Molecule: messenger RNA, 1908 nt
Organism: Besnoitia besnoiti
Lineage: Eukaryota; Apicomplexa; Conoidasida; Eucoccidiorida; Sarcocystidae
Exons: 4
Coding region: 1-1908 (635 amino acids)
Biological process (GO): nucleobase-containing compound metabolic process
Source: RefSeq, a predicted model, not a curated record